GAAAUCAUUAACCAAUCAUAAGCCAACGUACACACGCAUCUUCUCUUAGUAUAUAUCCAAUUUCUCUAGCCACCUAUUUCAUUAAGCUGAGUAUCAUCUAGUAUUAUCAUGGCAUCGUAUAUGACUGGUAGUGUUGCGCCAUCAGAGGACAAGAACUCGCCGUCUCGUGCUACGGCCACCACGAGCAAGCAAUCGGCGGUGGUGGAGGUGGCUUUGAGGGUGUUGUUGUUUCUCGGCUCGUUAACGGCUGUGGUGGUGAUGGUUACCAGCAAACAGAAGGAGUUGGUUCCGUUUCCGCCGUUUGGAUUGGUGCCUAACACUUCCAGAUUUACCGAUACCCCGGCCUUUGUAUACUUUGUAGCAGCCCUCUCCACAGCCGGUCUUUACAGCAUCAUAACCACCUUGCUUAGCAUCUCCGCAUUGUCAAAACGAGGCUACUCCAAAGUUUUGGCUUUAUAUAUUGUUGCCAUGGAUGUGGUGAUGCUGGCAAUUGUAGCAUCAGCAGCAGGAACUGCCGGAGGAAUUGCUUACGUAGGAUUUCGCGGAAAUUCUCAUACCCGUUGGACCAAAAUCUGCAAUAUAUAUGAUACAUUCUGUCAACACUCAGCAGGCGCCAUUCUAGUAUCAUUGUUUGCUGCCAUUGUUCUCAUCUUGUUGAUCUUGCACUCUGUUUUCACCAUGUAUCGCAAAAUUCCCAACUAGAGUACGACCGUCAUUUAUGAAAUCGACUUUGUGCUGGCGUGAAUGUGUGUUAUCUGUAGUAUGUUUCCGUGAAUGUCUGAGCAAUUAUUAAUCUUUGAUAAAUAUAAACAUCCGGUUUGUUUUUAA
Daucus carota subsp. sativus is the source of this 828-nucleotide messenger RNA. RefSeq names its product CASP-like protein 1. NCBI's taxonomy places the organism in Eukaryota, Viridiplantae, Streptophyta, Magnoliopsida, Apiales, Apiaceae. The coding region runs from base 109 to 702 and encodes 197 amino acids. The transcript has 3 exons. The record is from RefSeq and is a predicted model, not a curated record.